Messenger RNA from Thyridium curvatum, 6819 nucleotides. RefSeq lists its product as uncharacterized. The record is from RefSeq and is a predicted model, not a curated record. Lineage: Eukaryota; Fungi; Ascomycota; Sordariomycetes; Thyridiales; Thyridiaceae. Bases 1 to 6819 code for a protein of 2272 amino acids. The transcript has a single exon.
AUGCCCAUGUCGUCCCUGCCCGACGGCUGGGAGUCCGACUACGACGGCUCCCGGUGGUUCUUCCGCUACAAGCCGACCGGCCUCGUGCAGUACCACUUCCCCCAGGCCGGCGAUGAGUACUCCGAGUACUACGGCAGCUUCGGCGACGCCGCGCCGGACUUGGCGCCCGAGGAGCUGCUCGAGAGCGAGCGCCAGCUCAAGAGGAGGUCUACAACGGGCGAGCGCAGGAGCGGCCGCAAGCAAGGCCCGUCGAGGGAGCCUGUAGUGGAGGAGGAGGAGGAGGAGCCCGACGACGGCGGCGGCGGCGGCGGCGGCGGCCUGUUCUCCUUUGAGAGCUUUGCCUACCUCGGCCCGGGGAGCUAUAAUGACGUGUCCCCCCUGGGCGACGAGGACGACGGGCGGCCGAGCGAUGUUCCCGCGCGAGGAGGCGCCGGGUCGGCGAUGCUGACGCCCGCGGGCGAGACGCCGGGUGCGCAGUCGCUUUCGCCUAUGACCAGCGCGGGCGCGACGCCGAACGUGGUCAGCAGCGAGCCGGUGUUGGCCGUUGACACGGGGUACGUGACGGCGACUGGAGGCUACCUACAGCAGCAGCAGCAGCAGCAGCAGCAGCCGAUGUCGCCUGGCGUGCCGAUGCUGGACAGCACCGAGCGGCCCUUUGAGCUGCCGGACGCGUCCAACAUGGGGGCGAGCAACUCGCACGCCCUGGCCAGGACCGACCAGGCGUACUCGCCGGUAGGCUUCAUGGCGGAGCUGCCCAGCGAGCUGACGGCGCAGUGUCUGGAAGAGUCGAACCCGCCGCCCAUCGAGCUGCCCGGCAAUGAGAUUGUCUUUGGCGGUGUCCAGAUGGGCGGUAGCAUGAUCCAGUCCGGUCCGGUCGAGCUUCCGCACGAGCCUAUUGAGGUGUCGAGAAUCGCGAAUAUGCCUGGCGUUGCGGCGCAGCAGGCGACGGCCGAGGGUGCGAAGAUGAUACAGUCGACCGAGGCGGUGCAGGGAGCGAUAGCGCAGGGCCAAGGGCAACACGAGUCGUCCAUCAGGCGGAAGCCGACCGUUACAGGAGCGCCUCUGUAUCGGCCCUUUAGAGCGACGCAAAUCAUUGCUGAGGAGGAGGUGCCUGGUCGCCCGUCCUCGGUGCUUGGGAGUAUGAGUGUCGCCGGGUCAGAGAACAACGAGCUGGGCAAGUUCAACAAGAGGCAUUCUAUGGCUGGCGCGAUGCCGCCUCCUAACAUCGACCGAGCCAGCGCCCCCCUGGCGUUGCAGCCGCCUAAUAGGCCACCCAAGGAGCCACUAGGAGACCAUGCAGCGGAAGCUCUGAGGCCAGGCCCCAAAGAGCCGGACCCGAGAUUGCCGGGGACGGGAACGAGAGACAGGAGUAUCUCAACUCCAGCGGUGCCAGCACAUGCCAUCCAGGGAGCUCAAGAUGGGCUUCGGCAUGUGCCCUCCGUUCUACGGCCACCGCAGGGGCCCAAUGUUGCAUCCCAGGAUGCCCUGGCACCCACUACAAAGGUGCUAGCACAUGUCCCUUCAAUUCUCAAGCCGGGCCGUGGACAGGCUCCUGCGGUGCCCAUACAAGCUGGCCAGGCAGCGCAGGAUCAGCGGUUCAGGAUGCCGCCCAAGGCAUAUAUGGCCUUUGCCACAGGCCAGCACGGACCCGAGUUGUCUGCUCUGGGGAUGUCCCGAGAGUCUGCUCAACCCGAGCCAUCACAAUCGAGGCCGAACUUGUUGAGACACACUACACUCCCUGAGCAGAUGACCUCGCAGACAAAACCACUCGAGGGCAUUGUAGAGCCGAGUGCUGUACCUGCGCCUCUCUCGCUGGGAAAGAAGCGGCCGGGAGCGCCGUCAUCAGUGCCCAUGUCUGCGAACUUUGCUAGUGCCUCCCUUCCGCCGGCCGAGGCUGCGAGACGAGAGGCGCGUGCGGAGGCUGAGAAGAAGGAGCAACAGCGAAGUGACAGCUCAGAGGCUGCCCCGAUGGUUGUGAGUAUCGAGGCGGGGGCCGAGGCUGCCUCAGCGCGUUCCCCACCAGCUCAGGCACAAGAGGCGUUUCCGCCCCUUGAGACUCGGCCUCCAAGGAUGCAGCAUUCCGACUCUAUUGUUUCUGAUGUAUCGGCACCGACCCCUGGCUCGAUGUCGUCUGGCCGCUUGAACUCGAUACAGACACCCUCGCCUCUACAGACGCCGGAUGCAAGCCACCGACCCUCGGUUGUUAGCCUUAAUUCCUACCAAUCCGACGUUGCCGCUGCUCGAGCAAACGUGGCCCCUGUUGGAGCCUAUUCCCAGACCAGGACACACCAUUCCGACUCCAUCGUCUCCGACGUCUCAGCACCUACCCCUGGAUCCGCAACCUCAAGCCGCCUCAACUCGCUUGCGGACCCCUCUCCUCUCCAGACGCCAGACGUGAGCGAGCAGCCUCCAGCUAUUGAGACGGGCUCUGCACAAAAUGCGCUGCCAAAGACGACCAGCCCGCCGACUUCCUUCGGCAUCAUCGCCUCGGAGAUUGUCCCUCCGCCGGCCCAGGCGACCCUUGCGCCUCCAGAGCCGGCACAUCCACAGACUUCGACUAGCCAGGGUGGCGGGUCGGUCUCCUCGCUAGGCAGGUCGUUGUCUGUUGUGUCAGCCAUGAGCUCGAACGGGCCGUCGCGCAGCCAGGAGAGCGAGCAGGUGUCGCCUGUGCCGUCGACGGUGACGCCCCUCCAGGGACCCUCGAGCCCGCAGAGGGUCCCGUCAUCGGAGAGCGCCGAACAGGAGCAAGAGCAGGCACCGCGCAAGGCGGAGCCGUUGGGGAUCGUAGUUGAGCACAGCGUUGUUGUAGAAGCAGAAACUGUCACGGCGCCGGCUAUGACUGGCGGGAAUGUGGCUAUUGAGGCUUCUUCCGAGGUCGUGGGUGUGUCCACCGAGCCGUUGGAUGGGCAGGCUCAGGCUGAGAGACCCCAAGAUAGUGCGGCCACUGCUUCUGGUCCUACGCAAACACAACCAGCCACCCCGAAUUCGCCAUCACAGACCCCUCCUCCUCUUGAGCAGAGAGCAAGUUUGAGUCAACCUCCCAGCUUCAGUGUCCAGGGUCAGGACUCCUUUACGCCGAGUCAACAUCCUACAUACAGUUAUUCGCAGGCUCCUGAGCAGACAGCUACUCCAGCUCCGGGUCAGGCAGCCUCGCCGCCGCCUCAAGGUCAAACGAUGCGUACUCAAACUCAACUGUCUACCGACGGGGCAUCACAAGGCUUUCAGCCACCGGGUACGCCCACGCCAAAUCAGGUCCACCCACCACCACCUCAACAGCAGCCGACACCUGUGCAGCAAGGUCAGCCAUUCGUAUACGGCCCGCCUCAGGACCCUCAUCAUCCGGACCAGAUCCAGUCACCGCCGCCGCAACAACAGCCUACAGCUUUACAAAGCCAGCAGUCUGCGUAUGGCGCGCCUCAGCGGGAUCAGUCAGGUACUCCGGUGCCGUUGCGUAUGCACACGGUGCCAUCGCAGAGUCCGCCUGCUGUACCUCCUACCAUGCCACCACAUCCUCCACCCGGAGCUGGACCGGCAGUGCCACCACCCUCGCACCAUGGAGGCCAAGCCGGAUACCCUGUCCCAAUGCAUCCUCAAGGACAAGGGCAAGUAGCCUUUCCCACUCAGCAGCCACAUAUGAGACCUCUGUCACCAAGCGUCCCUGUUCAAGGUUCGGCAUCUGUGAUCAAUCCAUCGACAGCUCAGGUCGGCCCUUCGCUUGCGCCACCUGCCGGCUCACCACGGCCGGUACAGCCUGGCUAUCCCGGCUCACCUCCAAACGCCCCGAUGAAUCCUCAGACCCCGGCUGGUGCACUCCAGCGACCUCCCCAGAGCCAGUUCGUCCCUCAACCUCAGGGGCAGGCACCAAAUCAAAGUAUGCCGCCGCAGAUUCCUCAGGGGCGCAUGGCAGCAACGCCACAGGCUCAACAACCGUUUCCGGCACCACAAGGCGCACCCAGGCCCGCUACCAUGCCACCACAGCAGCCCAGUAUCCUCACACAGAUAGCCGGGCGGCCAGCAGCACAAGCUGUGAUGCCUGGAACACCGCAAGCUUCUGGACCCCUUGCUCCACCGCAGACACUGGGUCAGCCGAUGGGACAGCCUGGGAAUGCACCACAGAUGGGAGGCCGACCGGCACAGGCGUCUAAUUUGGCAGCGGUCCAGAACCCUGUGGUAGCACCAGGCGGGAUGGUGAUGCCGCCUUCUUUUCAGAACAGCCCGAACUUGGUUAGUAGGCCUGGCGGCGUUGUAUCUCCUCCACCACAGCAGGGCCAGCUGCAGGUAGGGCUGCAGGGGCCAGGUUCGAUGCCGCCCCCUGUCCAGCCUCUACAGCAGCAAUUACAGCCACAAAUCUAUGGACAGCAGCAUCCGCAACAACAACAGAUGCGUCCUACUCAGGGAACGCCGACAAUAGGACCUCUCCCGAUACAAAGCCCUGCAGUUCCUCCCCAGGCCACGCGUCCGCCGGUCAUGGGAGGCCAGCAGCCGCUUCAGCAACAGUAUUUCCCGAAUCAGGGGCCCUGUGCUCAGGGUUCGUCUCCUCCCGUUCUGCCCAUGCAACCUCCAAAGCCAAUCACCCAACAAAUGCCCAUUCGUCCGGGGCCAGUGCAGCAGCACGCGCAGCAAGCCCCGCAGGGUCCGAUGUAUGGACAUGCAGGGCCGCAGCCUGGACAUCCUGGGCCCGUGCAACAGCCGCAACUUUCAACACAACAAGCGGGACCGCAAAUUGGCCGGCAGGGUUUCCCGCAGCCGCAGAUGGGCCCUCCACCUAACCCUCACCAGACUAUCCAAGGGCAGCAGCAGCCGCAGACACCAGGCGGGCAACAAGUGGCGGCACAGCGCAUGCCAGUGCAGGGUCAACAGCAACCUCAAAUACCAGGUCGGACUCAUCCAAGCGGGGCUCUAGGGCAAACUCAACCAGCUCCGCAACAGGCUCCUGGCUAUGUCCAAGGGCAGCAGCCUGUCUACCAGCCCCAGUUUGGUCAGCCCAUACCUCAACCCCAACCUGGUCAGCCGGUACAAGCACCUCAGCAAUGUCAGUACCCUCCCAAUCAUGGACAGCCCGGUUCGCCCAAUGCUGCGGCAUACCAACAACGGUACGCUGGCCCCGGCCAGACUGGAAAGCCUCCGAUGACGCCACUGCAGACGAGUGCACAAGUUCAGCAAGUUCAGGGGGCGGCCCAGAGCAAUUCUCCUGCUUCUGUUCAUACCCAGCAUGAAAGGCCACCCUCCAUUAUAUCCGUCAUGAGUACCGCCUCUUCACAUGGUCAAGCCUCGACGGCCCAAUCUGCGAGCCCCCAGAGAGUUCAGUCCAUGCCUCAACAGGGCCAGAUGCCUCCCGGGAUCCCGCCUCAGGGUGCGCCACCACAGCAAUACCAGCCGCAGAUGUAUCCGCAGAUGCCUGGAGCGCAACAGCAGGCGCAGAUGCAGCCCGGAGCAGCCCCGUCUCAACCAGGCCAGUACAACCAGGCAGCCCAGCCCAACCCGGGGCUUCCAACCGUUUAUUCACUCCAGAACUAUCCUCAGAAGCCACCAUCCCAGCAGGCGGGAAGUACCACAAGCCUAGGCCUUACAGGCACGGGGCCCACCACACCUCAACUCCACGCCGGCUCAAUACCGUCAGCUCAACCUGCCAAGAAGGCUUGGUACAAGGGCUGGAAGCGCUCUGGUCUCAAGUGGACCGCUACGGUCGGCGCUGGUGCCGUAGCGGCUGAUCUCGUCGGCGCUGAAGCAUCUGAUGGCAUGACGUUGGCGGAGGGCAUGUACGACGCUCGCAAGGAGCAGAAUAACAUGAAGCAGUCCGAACAGGAGAACCCCUCCAAGCUCCUCGGUCAGCCCCAGCCACCUUCGCAGCCUUUCGGCUCGCAGGCUGGACAACAGCAGCAGCAGCAGCAGUCUCAGCAGGGAGUAAUAGCGCAAUCUGCACAGCAGUACCCCCCUCAGCAACAGCCUGGCCAGCAACCAUCGAGUCAACAGUCGUUUGGCCAGCAGCCCAGUCAGCAGUAUCCUCCCCAGUCGCCGGGCCAAUACCCGCCUCAACAGCAGUUUGGAGUGCACCUUGCUCAUCAAUAUAACCAGCAGCAGCAAGUCCCUAAGCCAGUGGUUCAAUCGGCUCCGCCCCAGAUGCAAGGACUUCCAGGUCUAUCUGUGCCUUCACAGUAUCCUCCUGGUCACGGGCCGCCUCAGAUACACAAUACGAUGCCAGCCCCUGCUCAACCUGAUGCGCCCCAGUGGCAGAUACCACAGCAGCAAUACCAGAAUCAGCAACCGAGCCCGAUGGUGCGAGGUCAGCCGGGCCAGUACACCAACUCACAUGUCCUGCAACAGCCUCCAGCACAAGCGCCGCCUGGCAUGCCGAGCCAACAUGACAAUGACCUCAGGCCGUCAGGGAACUACGGGACCCCAACGGUUAAUUCUCAGCUACUAUCUCAGCAGCAGAGUUAUCAGCCAGUGAACUACGGCAGUGCACCUGCGGUGCCCAUGCAGCAGCAGCAGCCGAACAAUCCUGCGUCAAGUACUCAACAUGCUGUCCCUGUCUUGAGCAAAUAUCCGCCGCAGGACCAGAGCCAAUCGGUAGCGCCUCAAGGACUACCUCCGACGGUCCAGGGAGGGCCACAACCAGGAUACCAACAGCCGCGUCCUGCAGGGCCUAGCAGCACAGCCCCGAGCGCAACGGGCAUCAGCCAGCUUCCCUCACAGAACCAACCGAGUGUGCCAGCACCAAGUACUGGUACGGCAAGCGGGAACCAAGCGGCUGGCGGGAAGGGCAGUUGGGGAACGGGCAACUACUCUGGAGAUGGUUGGGGUGACAAUGGAUGGUGA